AUGACAAAAAUUACGGGUCAGAAGGAAAACUCAUCUAAUAAUUAUGGGCGGGGCAAGCCUCGACCACCGGUUCCUAUUGAACAACAGAUUGGUUCUCAUGAGGGGGUGUGUGGCAUACACACAAAAGUUGCCCUGAACUUCUCCCAUCACUUUCAGUAUCAUAAAAUCUGCGGUUUCCGGGCCCUUGAUUUUGUGGCCGGCAUGGUGGACACCAGAAGAAUGGCGAGCUUUUUGGAUCCAAGUAAAGAUCCAAACAUCGGGUCUUCCCGUGGUAGUAACCAGACAUCCACUGUUGAUUCUACGCUCAACUCCCUCGGGGUAGAGACAUCUACCUCUGCUGCCGCCCUUCUUACAACUUUUGCUCCGUCCUUUAUCCUUUUUACCUUCUGGACUGCAUUGUUCAUUAUCUGCCGGCGGAGUCAGCGACGAUUCUAUGCUCCCAGGUCCUAUUUAGGAAAUAUACAUGAACAGUACAAUAUCCCUAACCUUUGCCCUCCUUUUUCUUCCAUGCUUAUUGAGACCAUUCUCACAAUUUGCCCUCUUCCAGUGAGCGAAGUCCAGAGUUACCUUCGGGUUGGCUGA
Molecule: messenger RNA, 582 nt
Organism: Paracoccidioides lutzii Pb01
Exons: 3
Coding region: 1-582 (193 amino acids)
Source: RefSeq, a predicted model, not a curated record